Messenger RNA from Eurypyga helias (sunbittern), 4619 nucleotides. RefSeq names its product DIP2 disco-interacting protein 2 homolog A (Drosophila) (gene DIP2A). The transcript is spliced from 37 exons. The annotation marks the transcript as partial. The record is from RefSeq and is a predicted model, not a curated record. NCBI's taxonomy places the organism in Eukaryota, Metazoa, Chordata, Aves, Eurypygiformes, Eurypygidae. Gene Ontology annotation, cellular component: cell surface.
GAGACAUCACUCAGAAAGGAUAUGAAAAGAAAAGGGCAAAGCUGUUAGCACGGUACAUACCGCUAAUUCAAGGUGUGGAUCCAUCCCUGCAAGCAGAGAACAGAGUCCCAGGAUCUUCGCAAGCUACCGCUGCUGUGUCUAAACAGCAGAAAUCCCGUUCUACCAACUCCAGGGAUGAGCGCUUCCGAUCUGACGUCCACACUGAAGCAGUACAAGCAGCACUGGCAAAAUACAAAGAGCGAAAAAUGCCCAUGCCUUCAAAAAGACGGUCUGUUCUUGUGCACUCUUCGGUAGAAACGUACACACCUCCAGACACAUCGUCAGCAUCAGAAGAUGAGGGCUCGUUACGUCGGCAAGGGCGGAUCACCUCCACUCCGUUCCAGAGCCAUUCCAACGUAGAGCCCUGGCUUAACCGGGUUAUUCAGGGCUCCUCCACCUCAUCCUCUGCAUCCUCCACCUCAUCUCAUCCAGGAGGGAAACCUGCUGCUGCUUCCAAUACUGCUACUGCCACCGCUGCUGCCACUGUGCUUGCAGAUCUCAUGGCACACACCCAGCUAGAUAACCACUCUGCACCUCCAGAUGUAACCACUGGCCUGGUGGAUCACUUACAUCAUGAGCGCCCGCAGGUCGCGUCAGUACGAGGAGUUCCCAGGGACUACAACAGCAGCAUUCUGGAAACGGCAGACGGUGUCCCAGUGAACAGCAGAGUGUCCUCUAAAAUCCAGCAGCUUCUAAAUACCUUGAAAAGACCAAAGCGCCCACCUUUGAAAGAGUUUUUUGUGGAUGAUUUUGAAGAACUGCUAGAAGUGCAACAGCCUGACCCAAACCAACCAAAGCCUGAAGGAAAUCAAAUGAAUGUACUUAAAGGUGAACCCUUAGGUGUGGUAACCAACUGGCCUCCCUCUCUGCUGGCUGCCCUGCAGCGCUGGGGAACCACCCAGCCGAAGGCCCCGUGUCUGACUGCGUUGGAUACCACCGGGAAAGCCGUCUAUACGCUUACCUACGGCAAGCUGUGGAGUCGAAGCUUGAAGUUAGCGUAUACCCUGCUAAACAAACUAACCACUAAGAAUGAACCACUGCUGAAGCCUGGAGACCGGGUAGCUCUAGUAUUUCCUAAUAGUGAUCCAGUUAUGUUUAUGGUGGCGUUUUAUGGAUGUCUCCUGGCAGAGCUUAUUCCUGUCCCAAUAGAAGUUCCACUAACAAGAAAGGAUGCUGGCAGCCAGCAGAUUGGAUUUCUUUUGGGCAGCUGUGGAGUGACACUAGCUUUAACCACUGAUGCCUGUCAAAAAGGCCUUCCUAAAGCUCAGACGGGCGAGGUGGUUACCUUCAAAGGCUGGCCUCGUCUCAUUUGGUUUGUGAUUGAUGGGAAGCAUCUGGCAAAACCAACUAAGGACUGGCAUCCGCAAGUUCGGGACGCCACUGCUGAGAUUGCUUAUAUUGAGUACAAAACAAGCAAAGAGGGCAGCACAAUGGGCAUUACUAUAUCUCAUGCUUCCAUGCUGGCACACUGUCAUGCAUUGACUCAGGCAUGUGGUUAUUCAGAAGCUGAAACACUAACAAAUGUUUUGGAUUUCAAGAGAGAUGCUGGCCUUUGGCAUGGAGUCUUAACGAGUGUUAUGAACAGGAUGCAUGUCAUCAGUAUUCCCUAUGCAUUAAUGAAGGUUAAUCCACUUUCCUGGAUACAGAAAGUCUGCUCAUACAAAGCCCGUGUAGCAGUAGUAAAAUCACGUGAUAUGCACUGGUCACUUUUGGCUCAGAGGGAUCAGAGAGAUGUCAGUCUGAGCUCUUUACGGAUGUUAAUAGUGGCAGAUGGAGCUAAUCCAUGGUCAAUAUCUUCCUGUGACGCAUUCCUGAAUGUGUUUCAGUCCAGAGGUUUGAGACCAGAAGUAAUCUGUCCCUGUGCUAGCUCUUCAGAGGCACUAACUGUCGCUAUUCGCAGACCUCCAGAACUGGGUGGGCCUCCUCCAGGAAAAGCAGUGUUGUCUAUGAAUUGUCUGAGUUUCGGCGUGAUAAGGGUGGACACAGAAGAGAAGUUGUCGGUGUUAACUGUACAGGAUGUCGGUCAGAUUAUGCCUGGAGCAAACGUGUGUGUUGUGAAGGUGGAUGGGACUCCUUAUCUGUGUAAAGCCGACGAGGUUGGAGAAAUAUGUGUGAAUUCGGGUGCAACUGGGAUGGCGUAUUUCGGCCUCCUCGGAAUCACCAAGAAUGUGUUUGAGGCCAUUCCAGUGACAGCAGCCGGCGUGCCUGUUUCAGACCAACCCUACACAAGAACAGGAUUACUGGGCUUUGUGGGUCCUGACUAUUUGGUGUUUGUGGUAGGAAAAUUGGAUGGCCUAAUGACAGUUAGUGGCCGCAGGCACAACGCGGAUGAUGUGGUAGCCACUGCACUGGCAGUUGAACCCAUGAAGUUUGUCUACCGGGGAAGGAUAGCAGUGUUUUCUGUGACCGUUUUGCAUGAUGAUCGAAUAGUGCUUGUGGCAGAGCAGCGCCCUGAUGCGUCAGAGGAGGAUAGUUUUCAGUGGAUGAGCAGGGUUCUACAGGCGAUCGACAGCAUUCACCAAGUGGGCGUCUACUGUCUUGCCUUGGUGCCAGCCAACACCUUGCCAAAGGCUCCGCUCGGAGGAAUUCACAUUUCAGAAACCAAGCAGCGGUUUUUAGAGGGUGCUCUGCAUCCUUGUAAUGUCUUGAUGUGUCCACAUACCUGUGUCACUAACCUGCCUAAGCCUCGACAGAAACAACCGGAUGUUGGUCCUGCUUCAAUGAUAGUAGGAAACCUUGUUGCUGGAAAGAGAAUUGCACAAGCCUCAGGGAGAGAUGUUACCCAGUUGGAGGAUAAUGACCAGGCAAGAAAGUUCCUGUAUUUAGCAGAUGUUCUGCAGUGGCGAGCUCAGACAACGCCAGAUCAUCCCCUCUUCCUUUUGUUGAAUUCCAAGGGCACUGUAGCGAGCACUGCAUCGUGCAUACAGUUGCACAAGAGAGCGGAGAGGGUGGCAGUUGCCCUGACGGAGAAAGGCCGGCUGAAUGUUGGUGACCACGUGGCCCUGGUUUAUCCUCCAGGAGUGGACUUGAUAGCAACGUUCUAUGGCUGCCUCUAUGCCGGCUGCAUACCUAUCACCGUUCGCCCACCUCAUCCACAGAAUCUUGCUACCACUCUGCCCACUGUCAAAAUGAUUGUAGAGGUCAGUAAGUCGGCGUGUAUACUGACCACGCAAGCGAUAAUGAAACUGCUGAAGUCCAAGGAGGCCGCGGCAGCGGUAGAUAUUAAAACAUGGCCCACUAUUUUGGAUACAGAUGAUAUGCCUAAAAAGAAGCUGGCUAGUAUUUUCAGACCUACAUCUCCAGAUAUGUUGGCAUACUUGGACUUCAGUGUGUCCACCACUGGCAUACUAGCAGGAGUAAAGAUGUCACACGCAGCUACAAGUGCCUUAUGUCGCUCUAUAAAGCUACAGUGUGAGCUCUACCCUUCACGUCAGAUCGCCAUCUGCCUUGACCCGUACUGUGGCUUGGGAUUUGCGCUGUGGUGCUUGUGCAGUGUGUAUUCGGGUCAUCAGUCUAUCCUAGUCCCUCCUCUGGAGCUGGAGAGCAAUGUGUCUCUGUGGUUGUCUGCUGUCAGUCAGUAUAAAGUGCGCGUCACGUUCUGCUCCUACUCCGUGAUGGAGAUGUGCACCAAGGGGCUUGGCACACAGACCGAUAUACUCCGGAUGAAAGGAGUUAACCUGUCCUGCGUGCGAACCUGCAUGGUGGUUGCGGAGGAGAGACCACGGAUCGCGUUAACCCAGUCUUUCUCCAAGCUGUUCAAAGACCUGGGCCUCUCUGCUCGCGCCGUGAGCACUACCUUCGGGUGCCGGGUCAACGUGGCGAUCUGCUUACAGGGAACAGCAGGACCAGAUCCAACAACAGUCUACGUAGAUAUGAGAGCACUUCGACAUGACAGGGUGCGUUUGGUAGAGAGAGGUUCUCCGCACAGUCUGCCACUUAUGGAGUCUGGGAAGAUUCUUCCAGGGGUAAAGGUCAUCAUAGCGCACACAGAAACCAAGGGACCUCUGGGAGACUCGCAUUUAGGAGAGAUAUGGGUGAGUAGUCCGCACAAUGCUGCCGGCUACUACACGGUGUAUGGGGAAGAAGCACUGCACGCGGAUCACUUUACUGCGCGCUUGAGUUUUGGAGACACUCAGACCGUGUGGGCUCGGACUGGGUACCUUGGCUUUCUGCGCCGAACAGAACUGACCGAUGCUAGUGGAGAGAGGCACGAUGCCCUGUAUGUGGUAGGCUCCUUGGAUGAAACGCUGGAGCUCAGAGGAAUGAGGUACCACCCCAUUGACAUAGAGACCUCUGUGAUAAGGGCACACAAGAGCAUUGCGGAAUGCGCUGUGUUUACAUGGACCAACUUGCUGGUGGUGGUCGUGGAACUAGAAGGCUCGGAACAGGAGGCGUUGGACCUGGUCGCGCUGGUGACAAACGUGGUUUUGGAAGAGCAUUAUCUCAUCGUCGGUGUCGUCGUCAUUGUGGACCCCGGUGUUAUUCCUAUCAAUUCCCGUGGCGAGAAACAGCGAAUGCACUUGAGAGACGGAUUUUUGGCUGAUCAGUUGGAUCCUAUUUAUGUUGCCUACAACAUGUGA